Vombatus ursinus (common wombat) is the source of this 1598-nucleotide messenger RNA. RefSeq names its product PCI domain-containing protein 2. Gene Ontology annotation, molecular function: double-stranded DNA binding; RNA binding. Gene Ontology annotation, cellular component: transcription export complex 2. Gene Ontology annotation, biological process: poly(A)+ mRNA export from nucleus; post-transcriptional tethering of RNA polymerase II gene DNA at nuclear periphery; transcription elongation by RNA polymerase II. The coding region runs from base 87 to 1286 and encodes 399 amino acids. NCBI's taxonomy places the organism in Eukaryota, Metazoa, Chordata, Mammalia, Diprotodontia, Vombatidae. The record is from RefSeq and is a predicted model, not a curated record. The transcript is spliced from 14 exons.
GCUCCCGCUGAUCUCAGUUCCUCGCCCACUCCCCUUCCUCAUUCGGGCCGAGAAACCUUUCCCGUGUCCCUCGAGCUGUCCCCUUCAUGGCGCACAUCACCAUCAACCAAUAUUUACAACAGGUGUAUGAAGCAAUUGAUACCCAAGAUGGAUUCUCUUGUGCAGAGUUGGUAUCUUUUAAGCAUCCUCAUGUUGCAAAUCCCCGGCUUCAGCUUCCCUCUCCAGAAGAGAAGUGUCAACAAGUUUUGGAACCUCCAUAUGAUGAAAUGUUUGCAGCUCAUUUAAGGUGUACCUAUGCAGUGGGAAACCAUGAUUUCAUUGAAGCAUACAAAUGCCAGACUGUGAUAGUUCAAUCUUUCUUGCGAGCAUUUCAAGCCCACAAAGAAGAAAACUGGGCUUUGCCUAUUAUGUAUGCUGUAGCACUUGACCUUCGAAUUUUUGCUAAUAAUGCUGACCAACAGUUGGUGAAGAAAGGGAGAAGUAAAGUUGGGGAUAUGUUGGAAAAAGCAGCUGAAUUAUUGAUGAGCUGUUUUCGAGUCUGUGCCAGUGAUACUCGUGCUGGUAUAGAUGAUUCUAAGAAAUGGGGAAUGCUAUUUCUGGUCAAUCAACUAUUUAAAAUUUAUUUCAAGAUCAACAAACUUCAUCUUUGUAAGCCCUUAAUUAGAGCAAUUGAUAGCUCAAAUCUGAAAGAUGACUACAGCACAGCACAGAGAGUUACAUACAAGUACUAUGUUGGUCGCAAGGCGAUGUUUGACAGUGAUUUUAAGCAAGCUGAAGAAUAUCUAUCAUUUGCCUUUGAGCAUUGUCACCGUUCAAGUCAGAAAAAUAAAAGAAUGAUUCUGAUUUAUCUGCUGCCAGUAAAAAUGCUGUUGGGUCAUAUGCCAACAGUUGAGCUUUUGAAAAAAUAUCAUCUUAUGCAAUUUGCAGAAGUAACCAAAGCUGUGAGUGAAGGAAAUCUUCUGCUCCUGAAUGAAGCUCUUACAAAACAUGAAACCUUCUUUAUUCGCUGUGGUAUUUUCCUUAUUCUUGAGAAGCUGAAGAUCAUCACCUAUAGAAAUCUCUUUAAGAAAGUAUACUUAUUACUCAAAACACAUCAGCUUUCUCUUGAUGCUUUUCUGGUUGCCUUAAAAUUCAUGCAAGUUGAAGAUGUUGAUAUUGAUGAAGUUCAGUGCAUUUUAGCCAAUCUCAUAUACAUGGGUCACAUUAAAGGAUACAUAUCUCAUCAGCAUCAAAAGCUAGUGGUUAGCAAGCAAAACCCCUUUCCUCCACUUUCAACUGUGUGUUGAUUGUACAACACUAAGUCUAAACAAUUUUUGCAAAAAAUUAAACUUGUAAAACUUUUUUUUUUUAAAAUAAGCCAUGUAGUUGAAACUCAAAAGUAAUCCUGUUACAUUUGGAAGUGGAAUCUUGGAAACUUCUCAUGGCUUCUUUCCCAGGGACACAGAGGCUAUGAACUUGGCAGAGUACCUAGAGGACAUGAAUUGCUCCUUUAUAAAAUACAGCUUCUGUUAACUUCAGUACGAUCUGAAGUUUCUCUAUAGGAAAAAAGAAAACAUUCCUACUCUACUAUGAAGCUUUUAUAAAACUUCUUAAAAGAU